GCUUUCGUUCGCGGUGCGUUUGCAAAUCGGUCGUUGCCGUCGCGUUGCUAUAGGCGCUAUAGGUUGCCAUGGUCGUUGCUUACAUGAAGCGUGUGUGGCGUUAUUUGAAUAUUUUUUGUUUCAUAUAUAGGCCAUAGUGCGAAACAUAUAUAAGCCGAAAAUUCAAAACUGCCUUUGAUUAGUGACGUGGCCUUGGCUUAUAGGAAGCACUUACUUACUUACUAGGAAGGUUAGACUGGAAGCCGCCGCUCCACUCGGAGACAUGCACGCCUCUCGGCGGCUGCAGACGGGGGUGCGCGGUCGGCUGGGCGGCGCGCGCCGGAUCGGCGUCUCGCCACUGCUGCGCCACUCGCCGGUGCGCGCCCCGCCGCCGGGAGAGGACGGCGCCGGCGCCGGCGCGCUGGAGCUGUCGCUGGCCGGCGGCGGACCGCACGAGGUCUACCUGGGCAACUGGCCCGAGCAGCUGCACGAGCUGGAGAUCGCCGCGCUCUUCCACAAGUACAGCAUCUACCCGAAACACAUCCACCUGCACCGCAAACACAUGUUCGAAAGUUACGCGUUCGUGGAGCUGGCGUGCGCCGAGGACGUGGCGCGUGCCAUCGACCAGCUGCACGGCGGCAAGGUGCUGGGUCACCAGAUCGUGGUGUGUCGCAGCCGGGGCAGCCGCCGGCCGCGGCCCGAGCUCGACGGCGGGGAGGGGGACCAGUACGAGUGCGAGUCGACAGAGUUCAAGUCGCCGCCGAGCUCGCCGCGGCCCAGGAAGCGGUGCUUGAGUAUCCCUCCGCUGGUGCUGCCGCUUCCGGAACAGGAGGUGCGCCGGCAGUUCAGCGACAGGGACGAGGACCUGUACGGGGCGCCGCUGCGUCCGAAGCGCGCGUGCACCAGGGAGGGCGGCUGGCGGGCGGACCGGCCCGACGGCAGCGUCGACUCCGCGCCGCACGACCAGACGCCCGACAGCAGCAGCGGCGGCCCGCAGUCGGCGCGCAGCUCGGCCACUAAUACCUCCGCGUCGGCGGCCGACUCGGACAUGAUCCGCCACCGUCUGCACCAGCCGGUCGACGUGCUGGUGGCCAACUUCCCGGCCAACUCGGCGGACCUCGAGCUGAUGGACCUCUUCGGCCGCUACAAGCCGCUCCGCGUGCGCAUCAUGGUCAACGAUCCCGGCCUGGAGCCGGGCGCAUUCACGUACGCGUACGUGACGGUGUGGAACACGAUGGUGGCAGACUCGGCGGUGCUGGAGCUGGACGGCCGGCUGUACCGCGGCCGGCACCUGGUGGUCGAGGUUAGGCGCAGCUAGCCGCCGCCGCGCCGGGUCGAGGUCAGGCGCAGCUAGCCGCCGCCGCGCCGGGUCGAGGUCAGGCGCAGCUAGCUGCCGCCGCUCGAAAUGGCGGCUCCGUCCGUAGGUAGGCCGGGGCCGACCGGGUCGGGUCAAAGUCAACCGGGUCAUCUAACAGGUCAGGGGAGCCGGCGCGGACAGGGUGACCGUGUCCGGCCCUCCACCCGCGGACACAGCGGACACAGCGGACAGGGGCGGCCGAUCCGGCCCCGCUCCCGGCUCGGCCCGAAAUCCAGAAUCAGGUUUUAGUUUUGUUAUCGGUAGACAUUUUGCUCGGAGAGGUGUUAGUGAAAAGAUCUGAGUGAUUAUUUGACUAGUCCGGAGGCCUGCAACUUGUGCUUGCAGUCUGAUCGUCGUUCGUAGGUGUAAGGCCCGGGUCGGGCCACUGUGACGUCACGAUCAGAGCGCGGUGGGUCUCGGCCGUCGGCGCCGAUGCGAGCUCAACAUCCUAUUGUGCUGACGUUGCCGGAUGGAGACGUGUCACUGCCACGGUGCUCAGUGCGGUGCGGCUGCUGGGGGACACUCCGCCUGGCGCCUCAUCGAUGACCACGGCAGUCGGGGCGCCCUAACCCCCCCCCCUACCCCUCCCCCGCGCCUCGCCCCGUCGUUUCACUGCCAACUACGGCGGCGCAGGGUCCACUGGCAGCCCACGUUCCACCUCAGUGACACGCGAUGGAGCUCUAGAACGCCAAAAUGUGCGGUAAAUUGAUAUCGAUUUCGGUGUGUCCGUCACCGAAUUAAGCAAAUUAACAAACCAAUUGAAACACUGAUUAACUCUCAAGGAAGGUAAGUUGUUUGAUGCCCAAUGAUAAUGUGCACCCAUUUAACAUCUUAACCAUUCAUAUAAGUGAAUAGGAACACUCCUCCCUAGAAUUGGUUGUUAACGAGCAGGCUAAGUUUAGCCUACAGCUUGUUGAGCUGGGCAGUGUUUAAGCAAAUCCGAGAGAUAUGCACCAGGCGGCCUGCCGAGCUGUAUCGACGCGCGCUGUGCGUUGGCUAUACCUCCGAUCUGUGACGUCACAGUGGUGAGGGACCCAAUGUCAGGGUAAACAUGUAAAGUGAUUUCGUGCUGUGACUCAAGAAGUUCGUUUUUGUUUUAUGUUCAGUUAAGAGUUGUCAUUCGUUUGUUGUGGAUAGUGUCCCAAGCGACAGAUAAUCGUCUUUCAAUACAAUUGUGAUUCAACUAA
This is a messenger RNA of Amphibalanus amphitrite, 2523 nucleotides long. RefSeq lists its product as uncharacterized. NCBI's taxonomy places the organism in Eukaryota, Metazoa, Arthropoda, Thecostraca, Balanomorpha, Balanidae. The record is from RefSeq and is a predicted model, not a curated record. Gene Ontology annotation, biological process: mRNA splicing, via spliceosome. The transcript has 7 exons. Gene Ontology annotation, cellular component: nuclear speck. Gene Ontology annotation, molecular function: RNA binding. Bases 263 to 1297 code for a protein of 344 amino acids.